AUGACAGAGGUGCUGGUUCAACUUGAAGAGUGGGGAGGCGGAGAGUCGAGCGGAGAGAUAAAGCCUUAUCGCAUCGCGCCGUCGACACACCUUGGAGACUCUUACCAAACAACCAUGGCUUCUGAUCCCCCUCCAAAAAGGGGCAUGUCCCUGUACGCCAACUUACUUGAUCCGUCUACUGAUGCGCCUGGUACCAUCUCCCGUGCACCUGUUGUCUUUAAGCAGCCGGAGACUGAACCUCAACCCGACGACGCGGCCGCCAAAAAGCAACAACUGAAUCCUGCUUCUCUUCGGUUCCAACCACCCAAGAGACCACAGCUCUCAGCUCAGAAGCCUAAACCGAGGCAUACUUUACCAAAGGCAGUGUCUCAACCACAGCCCUCCGCCAACCAAGCUUCGGUGCCGACAAAGAGCACUUUGGCUGAUUGGACCGCCGUUGACGAUGAUGAAUAUGAGUACACGCGCGAGAAGCGACAGCGCGGUGGAAGAAAGAAACGCAAGAAGAACCUUGAAACGCAAGUUGUCCAAAACUGGGACGAUAUCUACGACCCUUCUCGACCGACCAAUUACGCGGAAUACCGCCAUAGUGAUGAGAAGAUUGCUGAAGUCCGCGAGUGGAAGGAUCUCUUGUAUUCGCAUACCAGAAAGCGUUCACCGAGCAGAUAUUCCGAUAGCGAGGAUUAUGACCGGCCAAAGAAAAGACAAUUUGCGCCCCCAAGCAACUUUGCGCCGCCGCCGGAUCUUAACGAUGUGCCACCACCAGCUUCUAUUCCCAAUGACCCAUCCGGUGAGGAUGCAUUUGCUCGCCGUGCAGCAUUAGGGAAUCUCCCGUCACCCACAACCCGAACUGAAGAUCAUACAUCAAUUCCCGAUGAUCCCACUGGCGAAGAUGCGUAUAUGCACCGCUUCCAGAAAGCUGAGAAUCCACCAUCGGGACAAGUCAUACCACCUCCUCCACCCUCACGUCCCCUUGACGCCAUCCAACCUAGCUCCGCAACCAUCUCCCGUGCACCGGUCCGGUACGCUCUUCCUCCGCCCCCAGAAGACAUCCCGGCCUCCGAAGCCGAACUUGAAGCUGUAUUGGCCCAAGAGCAACCGGCGGAUGAGAGAGAGCCAGAUGAGUCCGCGCCGCGAUCCCUUCGUCCUGGCCAACAAGGCUUCGCAGAACGACUGCUUUCUAAGUAUGGCUGGACUAAGGGUUCCGGCCUCGGCGCUACUGGUUCUGGUAUGGUAAAGCCCCUGGAAGUCAAGAUUGAGAAGCGAAAGAAGCGACCAGACUCAGAGGGUGGUGGCUUUGUCACUCCUGCUGGACGAGGUAAGAUCAUCGGAAGCAAUAAGAAAGGUGAAUAUGAGACCAGCAAGUUUGGCCCUAUGAGCCAAGUAAUCAUCCUACAGGGCAUGCUGCAAGGCAUGGACCUGGAUGCGGAGAUAGAGCGAAGUGAUGGUGGUGGUUUGGUCCAGGAGAUUGGAGGGGAGUGUGACGAAAAGUAUGGAACCGUGGAGCGAGUCUUCAUUGCUCGCGAUGUCGGAACCCCAGUCCCUGUCUUUGUCAAAUUUAGGGACCCCUUGUCUGGUCUACGGGCCGUGAAUGCGCUCGAAGGCCGGAUCUUCAAUGGUAACACAAUCACCGCACGAUUCUUCGAUCUCGAGAAGUUCGAACAGGGGAUUUACACGGUCUAA
Messenger RNA from Penicillium mononematosum, 1680 nucleotides. RefSeq lists its product as uncharacterized. The transcript is spliced from 6 exons. Gene Ontology annotation, cellular component: precatalytic spliceosome. Lineage: Eukaryota; Fungi; Ascomycota; Eurotiomycetes; Eurotiales; Aspergillaceae. The record is from RefSeq and is a predicted model, not a curated record. The coding region runs from base 1 to 1680 and encodes 559 amino acids. Gene Ontology annotation, molecular function: nucleic acid binding. Gene Ontology annotation, biological process: mRNA cis splicing, via spliceosome.